AUGGCAGAGCAGAGCAUAGCAGUAGACAGCAGAGAGCAGCAGCGGAGCAGCAGCAGAGCGGUGGCGGCACAGAGCAGUAGCAGCAGAGCGGCGGCAGCAGUGGCAGGAGCAGAGCAGAGAGAGAGCAGUAGCAGAGACAGCGGUGGCAGUAGCAGCGGCGCAGCGGCAGCGGCGGCAGCAGCAGCGGCGGCAGCAGCAGCGGUGGCGGCAGCAAGUGCAGCGGCGGCAGCAGCGGUAGCAGCAGCGGCGGCAGCAGUGGUGGCAGCAGCAGCGGCGGCAGGUAGCGGCAGCAGUGGCGGCGGCAGCAGUGGCGGCAGUAGCAGCGGCGGCACGGUGGCAGCAGCAGCAGCAGCAGGCGGCGGCAGCACUGGUGGUAGUAGCGGUAGUAGCAGCAGUGGCGGCGGCAGCAGCGGCGGUGGCAGUGGUGCAGCAGUGGCGGCAGCAGGUGCGGUGGUAGUUUUAGCGGCGGCGGGCAGCAGCAGUGGUGGCGGCAGCAGCAGCAGUGGCGGCAGCAGCAGCGGCGGCAGCAGCAGCAGCAGCGGCGGCAGCACAGCAGCAGUGGCAGCAGCAGCGGUGGCAGCAGCGGCGGUGGCAGCAGCAGCAGUGGCGGCGGCAGAGCAGCGGAAUAGUGGUCUGUCCCAGGACACCAGCAGUAGUGGCAGCAGCAGUGCGGCGGCGGCAUUUAGCAGCAGCAGCAGCGGCAGCAGGGAAUUGACAGCAGCGGGCAGCAGCAGCAGCAGCUGGCGGCGGCAGCAUUACGGCGGCAUUUCACAAGCAGUAUCAGUGGCGGCAGCUCAGCAGCAGCAGCGGCGGCAGCAGCGGCGGCGGCAGGCAGUAGCAGCAUAUCAGAGGCAGUGGCAGUAUAGCAGCGGCAGCGGCGCAGCAGCAGUAGCGGUGGCAGCAGCGGCGGCAGCAGCAGCGGCGGCAGCAGCGGUGGCAGGUAGUAGUGGCGGCAGCAGCGGCGGCAGCAGCAGCGGCGGCAGCAGCUUUUUAGCAGUGGCCAGUAGCAGUGGCAAUAGCAGCGGCGGCAGCAGUAGCAGUGGCAGCAGUGGAAGGCGGCAGCUUGGUGGCAGCAGCGGCAGCGGCGGCAGCAGCGGCAGCGGCAGCAGCAGCAGCGGCGGCAGCAGCAGCGCGGCAGCAGCAGCAGCAGCAGCAGCAGCGGCAGCAGCAGUGGCGGCAGCAGCAGCAGUGGCGGCAGUGGCAGCAGCGGCGGCGGCAGCAGCAGUGGCAGCAGUGGCGGCAGCAGCAGCAGUGGUGGUGGCAGCAGCAGCGGCGGCAGCAGUAGCAGCAGCGGCAGCAGUGGCAGCACCAGCGGCGGCAGCAGCAGCCAGCAGCGGUGGUGGUGGUAGCGGCGGCAGCAGUGGCGCAGCAACCAGCGGCGGCGGCAGCAGCAGCGGCGGCAGCAGCGGCAGCAGCGGCGGCAGCAGUGGCGGCAGUAGAAAGCAGCGGCAGCAGCAGCAGUGGCAGCGGCACAGCGGCGGCAGCAGCAGGGUGGCAGCAGCGGCAGCAGCAGCAGUGGUGGCGGCGGCAGCAGUGGAAAGCAGUAGCAUAGCAGCAGCGGCAGCAGCAGCGGCGGCAGCGGAGCAGCGCGGAGUGGUGGCGGCAGCAGCAGGGGUGGGCAGUCAGCAGCAGCAGCGGCAGCAGCAGCGGCGGCGGCAGCAGCAGCAGUGGCAGAGCAGCAGCAGUGGCGGCAGCAGCAGCGCAGCAGCGGCAGCAGCAGCAGCGGCGGCGGCAGGCAGUGGGGCAGCGGCGGCAAUAGCAAUAGGGCAGUAG
Oncorhynchus nerka (sockeye salmon) is the source of this 1773-nucleotide messenger RNA. Its product is annotated as spidroin-1-like. The coding region runs from base 1 to 1773 and encodes 590 amino acids. The record is from RefSeq and is a predicted model, not a curated record. The transcript is spliced from 6 exons. NCBI's taxonomy places the organism in Eukaryota, Metazoa, Chordata, Actinopteri, Salmoniformes, Salmonidae.